Molecule: messenger RNA, 1904 nt
Organism: Suillus fuscotomentosus
Lineage: Eukaryota; Fungi; Basidiomycota; Agaricomycetes; Boletales; Suillaceae
Exons: 6
Coding region: 34-1743 (569 amino acids)
Source: RefSeq, a predicted model, not a curated record
GCAAAGAUCGCGGAAUGGGGCCGUAAUCUUGGCAUGGAAGUUUUCGUAGAUGGGUCGACGACUGUUCUCGCAGGAAAAGUACUUGUACUUGAUAUUGAUAUCAACGACCAUGUCGCUGUCAAGACGUCCUUCGCUAAUAAUGCAAAUGGUAACGGGAACACAUCGGCAGCACCAGAGCUAGACGCCUUUCUCGCGCAGGAAGUGACCCGCUGGAUCAAUGCAGCGAGACGGGCUGCUGGCAUAGAUUCGGCCGUCGGACAUUCGAGAGAGGAUCCUGCGAUUGAAGCUGCACGCCGUAGCCGUGCAAUACAAGAACACUUGCGAUAUCUCAUGAUGCUCGACGGGCUUGCGGCUGCCGAGAACGAGAAAGGACUUCGUUGGUUCAUGGAGCCAACUGUGGUUUCGGAUCACAUCAGAAAGCAGGUUGUGUACGUUUGUUCUGUUGUCAUGGAAGAUCUUGAUAAAUUCUUGACACAACAUGCCCUUCCGUUGCCCUAUCUCGUUGCUCCUUCGCUAUCAUUCAUAGUCUGGCUUUCGCCCCGUGGGUACCUUCAGCUCCUUCGCAGCUCUCCGCCAUCCAAACAAUCGUCAAUGUGGAACAUUGACAUCCCUAUAGCACAUCUCAAGACAUCGAUGCUUGAUACUCUAGAAGAUGUCACCAUCGCUACGCUAAAAUUGGUCCCUUGCACUGAAGUAGCAAAGUCCAAGAUGGACUCGAGCGAUGUCCCUGGAGAUCACAUGCUUCUGGCUGCCCCCUCCCAGAUGUGGGUACUCGACUUCACCACUAAGCUACCACAGAAUGGCGUGGUGAUGUGCCAGAGUCGUAUGCGUGUAAUUCAAGGAAUCGUUGAGUCCCGACCCAUCGACAUGAUCUCAAUGGGGAACAUGUCUAGUAUGGGCUCAAUCUGGGUUGACUUAUUGGUCAAUAACAAUUCAUCAGCAGAAUACUACACUGCAACUUAUAAGUCACCGAAUGACAUCCAUCCACCGCUACACCUUCGCCUUCUAGCACCUCCGGAACCAGGCUUUCUCCUCCAGAGAGUCCCGGUGAGGAGCGUUAAACAAGUCUCGCGAGUAUUAGAGGUUGUUAGAGGACAAUGCUGGCUCAACGAAUCACUGAGCAUACUUCAAUGGUCGCCUGAAACUCCAGUGCUGAAAUCAUCCCAUCGACCGUCAAAUGCAGAACAAGGAAUGCCACCAGAAGACGCAGCAUCAACUACUCUGCUCGCCUCGGUCCUCGCAGGAACAGUUGCGCCACAAUCUAUUCCAGUGAACGUCUAUCUCCCCUCCAGUGCUUUGUCUGCAUUGUCCCAACCAGUUGAUCCAUUUACAUCACAACACAGCGGGCUUGGCAUGGGUCCUCCUGCAAGCGCAGGCUCCAGCAGUGGUGCAAGCUUGUUCGGUCCGAGCGACUUGGAGAUGGAGAUGGAUAUCCCAGGGCUGAGCAUGAGCAUGGGUGGGAGUAUGGACAUGGAUCUCGGCAUGGAUCUUUCAACCCCCACUGAUACCAUGCAGCAGUCACAUGGUCCUGAAACAUGCCCUCCCCCGAUGAUCGUGCUCACCUCUCCGAGGCCUGUGUCUAGGAACGGGCUGGUCGAAAUACGGAUCACGUCGGGCGAAGGACAUGGGGAAAACGGUGUUUGGGUUGAAGCCUCUCCAGGUGUUGAGACAGGAUACAUGUCAGAUGCUGUCAGGCGAGGAGGGGUGUGGAGCCUUCCUGGACGAGUAUGGAACAAAGGGUAAUCGGCUGUUGGCUGGGAUGCAAAAUUCAGCAAGAAAGAUGUACUGUUACCUAUAUUUUAAAUGAAGUUUGAAGAGCACUACAUAGUAACAUUGUGUCCGACGAUGUUAAAUUAGAAGGAUGUAUAUUAGGGGCUAUUAAAUAAUAUUGUUCUGAUAAGUCA